Molecule: messenger RNA, 1935 nt
Organism: Seminavis robusta
Lineage: Eukaryota; Bacillariophyta; Bacillariophyceae; Naviculales; Naviculaceae
Source: the annotation of a GenBank genome assembly
ACUCAAGAGCGUGUUGUUGCCUUCAACGAAAGGUCGGAGAUCGCCAACGCAACACUUCCUUGCUCAACGAACACACCUCAUUGCAUUCUUUACGACGUACGAUAGAUAUCAUACAAUAGAUAGAAAAAGAAGACACUACACAAUGACACUCAAAUCGGACAUGCUGCGUGCGUUGGAGGACGACGCCAACGACAAUUUGAAAGAUGUCACGCUAGUGGGUUCCGAUGGCGGCCGUGUGUCUGCCAACAAGGCCGUGUUGGCCAUUCGAAGUCCCGUCUUUCAGCGCAUGUUCUUUGGAAACUUUCAAGAACGAGACAGCGACGAAGUCAAAAUGGACAAUUAUCCGUCGAUUGUCUUGCAAGUCGUCGUCAAGUACUGUUAUGUGGAUGAAUUGGAUUUGGAUCUCAUUUAUUCGGAUGAUCAUAAUAACAACAAGACGAAUACUACAGCCAAUACAAACCAGGAUGAACAAGAUGAAGAAGAAGAGGAGGAAGUGGAUCGAUUGACGGACGCUGAAGCCGUGGCACUGGUGCAAGUGCGCGAUGCGGCCAACUAUUUGGAGCUCUUUGAACUGCACAAGACGAUUUCGAAUGAAUUGGGAGAAUCCAUUCUGUCGACAGAUGUAGGAUUGGAGAAUCAACGCAAAGACUUGGCAUGUGUCUGUGCCGUUCUACAGGAACUCAUGGCACGAGGAGGAUCCGAUGGAUCGCUCUUUCUCACAUUGCUCGACUUGGUGGAAACCCAUCCCGAACCGUGUCUACUUCCCAAGUUUUCCACCACGCACAAUCAAGGCAUUCUCGCCUGUUCGUUGGCGCUGCUUGAACGACUCUUGCAAUCCCCAUCGGUCAACGCCUUUGUCGCCGUCAAGGCAUUGCAAAAGUGGAAUAAGGAACACAACCAAAACAGUAGUGAGGAUGACGACGAUGAAGAAUUGACGCAACUCCAAACGAUUGCCAAUGGCGUCCAAUUGGAACAACUGUCGGCGCCACAAUUGGCCGAAAUUCCACCCUGUUCGCUCUUUUCCAUGGAACGACUCUACAAGGCUUUCGUGUCGCUCUCCAAAAGUCACGGGCCUUCUCCCAAACCAUCGCCUCCAUUUGUCGCCAGGAGUGCCACGGCUUUUACGUUUGGAAACAGCAGCAGUCCCAACAGCAGUAGCUGCAACCAGAAUAGCCCGGACCGCACCGCCAAGACGGCCACCAUUCGUGGCGCCGGCGUGGAAUGUGUCAAUGGUGUCUAUCAUCUCGUCGGUCUCAGUAGUAGUUACCAACGACGUGGAACCUACGGCGAUCUCGCCGGGUGUUUUCUCUUGGAACGAGCGGGUGUAUCGGGUGCUUGGAAAAUUGUCUUUGAAAGCGAAACGACCGAACAAACCAACAAAUUCUUCAACAAAUUUUGUCUCUACGAAUCGACAUCUAUUAGUAACAACAAACCCGGCAUUCCGCCGUUUGCACUCUGGAGGUGUCUCGAUGGCAAAGAUCCGACGCCCUAUGUCAGCGUACAAGUCAAAAUGGCAGAUCCCUUUGCCGCGGCGCAUUGUUACUCCAUGGGGGGUGGUGCUGCCAACGCUAGCACUAGUGAUAACAAUCCGCUGCCGGAUGCACCAUCAUCGGCACAAGUGCAAAUGGCAGAAGCCUUUCGGGCUCAGCUGGCCGUGGCCAACCAGAAUAGUAACAACAACAACAAUGUGGAUGGCGAUUACAAUCGUCAAGUGCGACGUCGCAACGUGAGAGGACGCCGACAACGUGAUAAUUGAUAUAUUGCUGACACAACAUAACAUUGGAAGGACGAGUUUCUUUGCGACUUAUGGUGAAGAAGUCUCGAAAAGAGUUCCAUCAUCGUCUUGGCAGGUUCCACCAUAAUGACCGAAAGGAUUAGAGCAUCUAUGAUGCAUAGGUAGUUUGCAAUGGUAAACACAUAAUUGCAUUUUUGUAC